Frankliniella occidentalis (western flower thrips) is the source of this 787-nucleotide messenger RNA. RefSeq lists its product as uncharacterized. Bases 257 to 757 code for a protein of 166 amino acids. NCBI's taxonomy places the organism in Eukaryota, Metazoa, Arthropoda, Insecta, Thysanoptera, Thripidae. The record is from RefSeq and is a predicted model, not a curated record. The transcript is spliced from 3 exons.
AAAUUUUGUUGCUCUGAUUAAAAUUGCGUCGCAAAGGUAUAAGACGCUGACUAAACUUUUAUUCUCCCAUGCAAAGGCAGUUUGAAAGUUGUGUUAACAAAAUUUAAUCACAACGAUAAAAUUUUGCCCUUGCGGACGAAAAUAAACACGCCUGUUACAAAGACUUCUAGAUAAUAGAAAUCCAACUAGAACAAUUAUCAACAAUACAAUUACUACUACACGCGUAAACGGUGUAAGUACUGUGCCCGUUAAAGGUAUGAAAUAUCGCGCGGAAACAACGAAUGGUGGCGGCGUCACCUUUUCGCACACCACCCAUAUCCGGUCCGGUCCAGUGCAGACGACACAGCACAGCCGUCAGUCGCGAGACGCAGGCGUGGAGUACGUAUCGCAGCUCGAGUGCAUCAUGGAUACCAUCGUCGGAGCUGAAGAAAGUGAGCUGGAGGAGCUUCUGAAUUCAUGGGGGCUCGCCGAGCUUCUCCCUAGAUUUGUUGACCGGAAGAUAACGGAUGUCGCGGCGCUGCGCCUCAUCACCCCUGCCCAUGCUAAACGGCUUUUUGACGACAACGAGUUCGGCUGGGAGCUGAAGUUUUUUGAAAAGCUGGAGAGCUGGAAGCAGGAAACUUUUGGUCGAACUAUUGUGAUAGCUGUAGAGCCUACUGCUUCUGCUUGGAGUAAUUCUCAGCCUUCUGUGAGUAUUUUGAGCCAUAACGCCAAUCGUUUUCUGGUCCUAAGUCUGCGUUUCGUAGAUCAUAGAUAAUUUAUUGCCUGUAACAUGUCAUGGGGUGGA